This is a messenger RNA of Penicillium canariense, 1242 nucleotides long. Its product is annotated as cystathionine beta-lyase. NCBI's taxonomy places the organism in Eukaryota, Fungi, Ascomycota, Eurotiomycetes, Eurotiales, Aspergillaceae. Gene Ontology annotation, molecular function: carbon-sulfur lyase activity; pyridoxal phosphate binding. The record is from RefSeq and is a predicted model, not a curated record. Gene Ontology annotation, biological process: transsulfuration. Bases 1 to 1242 code for a protein of 413 amino acids. The transcript is spliced from 2 exons. Gene Ontology annotation, cellular component: cytoplasm.
AUGGAAUCCAAUAACAAGUCUGACAAGGGCUCUGAAUUUGUUUUGACAGCGGAGGAUCUCAAUAAGGCUUUACCCGGCAUGAGCAUGGCCACAAGAGCAGUUCAUGCUGAUGAUUUCGUCAGUCCUCAUCGGGCAAUUGCUCCUGGCAUGCAUGUCGCGGUCAACUUUCGCUACGCAAGAGAUCCCGAAGCGCUAGUGCCGGAGGAGAAUCAAGAUCCUAAUAAUCCUCAUGAUUCACAUGUUUAUUCUCGUUAUACAGCACCCAAUUCCAACCGCUUGGAAGUCUUGCUUCGCAAUAUCAUGGGCGGCGAAGUCAUAACGUACUCUACUGGACUCUCCGCUUUCCACGCCAUGUUUAUUCUUCUAAACCCAAGAAAAAUUUUCAUCGAAGACGGAUACCACGGUUGCCAUGGUCUUUUGGACAUCAUGCAGAGAUUGACGGGGGUUCAAAAAUUUGAUCUGUCGCAGCUCGACCAAGCGGGCCCUGGUGACAUUGUACACGUUGAAACGCCCCUCAACCCAACGGGCGAAGCACGAAACCUUGCAUAUUAUCGCGAAAAGGCGACCGAGGCAGGUGCUUACUUAACGGUGGAUGCAACUUUUGCUCCUCCUCCACUACAAAAUCCUCUCGACUUAGGCGCAGAUAUUGUAAUGCACAGUGGAACUAAGUAUGUUGGGGGCCAUUCAGAUAUGCUGUGUGGUCUAUUGAUCAUCCGUCAAGACCGGGUGGAAAAGGAUGGGUGGUUAAAAAAGCUGCACAAAGAUCGACAAUAUAUAGGCAGCGUCAUGGGAAGUUUUGAAGGUUGGUUAGGUAUCAGAUCCGCCCGCACAAUGCACCUUCGUGUCUUGAAACAGGCUAAGACUGCCGAGAGGUUGGCUGGGUGGUUGCAAGAGCAUUUGAGAGAUCAAACCAGUACUGUUAGUCAGGUUUUGGAGCGUGUGCAGCAUGCAUCGCUGCAGGUCGAUGAUUUGAAUGAUGGGUGGCUUCGGAAACAGAUGUCUGGAGGCUUUGGACCCGUUUUCUCGAUUUGGGCCAAGAAUGCAAUUUUCGCACGGCAACUCCCAAGCCGUAUGUAUGUUUUCCAGCAUGCGACCAGUCUGGGUGGCGUGGAAAGCUUGUUGGAAUGGAGGGCAAUGAGUGAUGCCACAUGCGACCAUAAAUUGCUAAGAAUUAGUUGUGGCAUCGAAGAGUACGAGGAUCUACAGGCUGAUAUCCUGCAGGGAUUACAGUCGCUUGUGUAG